Molecule: messenger RNA, 2960 nt
Organism: Melospiza melodia melodia
Lineage: Eukaryota; Metazoa; Chordata; Aves; Passeriformes; Passerellidae
Gene: PHF6
Product: PHD finger protein 6
Exons: 11
Coding region: 129-1226 (365 amino acids)
Cellular component (GO): nucleus
Source: RefSeq, a predicted model, not a curated record
CGGCGGGCGAGCGGCCCUGAGCGACCCGCGAGCGGGGACGGGCCGUGCCGAGCGGCUCCUCCGCCCGCACCCCGCCCGCCGCACGGCAUUGAGAGGAUUGCAGUGGCAUUCUAAGGUCAUUUAAAACCAUGACAAGCUCAGUCGGACAGAAGAAAGUCUCCUCCAGACAAAGGAAGUGUGGCUUCUGUCGCUCGAAUAAAGAUAACGAAUGUGGGCAGUUGCUGAUGUCGGAGAACCAGAAGGUGGCGGCACAUCACAAGUGUAUGCUGUUCUCGUCCGCACUGGUUUCUUCACACACUGAUAAUGAGAGUCUUGGUGGAUUCUCUAUUGAAGACAUUCAGAAAGAAAUAAAGAGAGGCACAAAACUGAUGUGCUCUUUGUGCCACUGUCCUGGAGCGACCAUUGGCUGUGAUGUGAAAACAUGUCACAAGACAUAUCACUACUACUGUGCUUUGCAUGAUAAAGCUCAGAUAAGAGAGAAACCCUCACAAGGCAUUUACAUGAUUUUAUGUCGAAAACACAAGAAAACUACGCAUAACUCUGAAGCAGAUUUAGAAGAAAAUAUCAAUGAACACGAAUUGGAGCCUUCACCUCCCAAAGGAAAAAGGAGGGGUCGUAAGGGAAAGCCAAGAAAAACAAAUUUAAAAGGGCAAUCAGAAGACACUAGAUCUACGUCCUCACAUGGCACAGAUGAAAUAGAAAGCAGUUCCUAUAGAGACAGGUCUCCCCACAGAAGCAGCCCCAGUGAUACAAAACCUAAAUGUGGAUUCUGUCAUGCAGGUGAAGAAGAAAAUGAAGCUAGAGGAAAGCUUCAUAUAUUUAAUGCCAAAAAGGCUGCAGCACACUAUAAGUGCAUGUUGUUUUCCUCUGGCACUGUCCAGCUAACAACAACUUCAAGGGCAGAAUUUGGUGAUUUUGAUAUCAAAACUGUACUUCAAGAAAUCAAGAGAGGAAAAAGAAUGAAAUGCACACUCUGCAGCCAGCCUGGUGCUACUAUUGGGUGUGAAAUCAAGGCCUGCAUAAAAACAUACCAUUACCACUGUGGAGUAGAAGACAAAGCUAAAUACAUUGAGAACAUGUCACGAGGAAUUUAUAAACUCUAUUGUAAAAACCAUAGUGGAAACGAUGAAAGAGAUGAAGAGGAUGAAGAAAGAGAAAGCAAAAGCCGUGGCAAAUCAGGCACUGACCACAAUGACAUUCCUCAGCAGCAGCUCAAUGGAAACUAGGUUCAAGGGACAGAGUUAUAGAACUGGGAAUGGCUAAGACAUCAUAACUACUAAUUCUUUUAAAUUGUUUUCUAAAAAUCAGAAAAGGGUUAGUAACUUUUUACUACCCAACUCUGUUAGAAAUUUCAUUGAACUGCCUGAAACGUUCAUGUGUGUGAGCCUUCAGUAAGUGGCAGAGUUUUACAUGUCAAUAUUAUGUAGUUUGUAGUCUGCAGUGUCUGGAAAAAAAUGAAACACUAUAUAAAUGAUAUGUAAUAUGUACAGUGUCAAAAGUUAAGGCAGACAUUGAAAUGAAGUAAGAUCUAUAUUUCUGGACUGAAUAAAAACUUUAAGAUUUGGAAUGUGUAAGUUGUUUAGUGGAUUCACACAACGAGGGAAGGUCUUAGCUAGUUUAAUUAACACCAUGAACAAGUCCUUGAUGGCAACGAGCUGGUACUUUGUGAAUUUUGCAUUUUCUUCCUGCACGAGUUCCGGAGCCGUUGAUGGCAGCGCUGGUCUGGCUCGGGCAGCAGCAGUAGGAGAGGACUCUGUGUACACCAAGCACGCUUGAACAUUUCAGGUUGUUCCUGUUGUGAUUGCUCAUUCCGCCCGGCAUUGUUUGCGGGAGAUUUACUUGAGCAGCUGUUGGUUCUGAGCUGUGAGCUUUAGAACUCAUGCCAAAGGGCUGUAGUUCAUUCUUUCCCCAAAAACCCACCUCUUUCUGUGUCCUGAUUUACAAAGAACACUUCACCAAGUGUGAUUAAAACCCUGAUAUACAAAUGUUUGGACUUUGCAGCCCAAUCUCUUUUACUUCAGAGAGUUACAACUCUUCACUCACUAUGGAAUUUAGCCACCAUAUCUGACGUCCAUACCUCAGGUGUUCUCUGUUGUGUGGAACACUUCAUGUUUUGUCAAGAAUGUGCAUAAAGGUCCCAUAUUCUGUAAGAAGAGUGAGGAAGCAAACUUUUUUGCUAGAUUGAUAUUUAUUUUUUAAUCAUAUGACCACUAUAUGGGAAAGUUCACGUAUCAUCCUUAUUGUUUUAGUGAUUUUUUUUUUUCCUUUCUCUGUCAACAAUCACAUCAUGGAAUUCUACUUGCUAGAAUUUGAUGUUCCUUGAGGGAACGCUCAGAUCUAGGCUAUACCAAACCUAAAGAACAGUCCUCUGACUGCUUUCAAAACACCUUGUCAUUUCUAAUGGCUACUGGCUUCUUCAAUUGGUCUGUUAAAGCACAUCCUCAGACUUACUUAAAUAAAACCAAAAAGCUGAACCUAGUCCACAUGUUUGUCUGUUGCUACCACAUCACCUUAUUGUUUGUUUAGGGUUUUGACUUGUUUCACUCUGAACUCCCAACAAAACUUCUGGAUUUGAAGGAAGGAAACAAGCAAAAGACACUGAUUUGACUAUAAACUGCUACAGUUCUUCUGUGAUUGGUAUUGCAAAAAUGGUUCAUAUGUAACAUGAGUUUCUGUAGCAUUUUUUACUUGUAUUUUUAAAAGAUUUAACGUGUGUCAUUUGUCUUCUUAUGCAUUCCCUUAAUGUCUUGAGGGACUCAAUUACUGUAUAUUGGAGUUUCUAACAUUUUACCUGUUAGAAUUCAAUCAAUUCUGUUUGCUUUCCUGGAGAAUAAUCCCGUUUGGAAAGAAAUAUUGCUGUGUACAGAAAAUAUUCAGUUACUGCUCUAAACAUGAUGCCAUUGCUCAUUUUUAUUUUGUAUUUGUAACUUUCAAAAUUAAAAGCGUGACUUGAAUUGCAA